AUGGCUUCCGAGAAGGUUGAGACAGUGGUUGCUGGAAACUACUUGGAAAUGGAGAGAGAAGAUGAAGAUUCUAAGUCAGCUAGGGGCAAGCUAUCGAGGUUCUUCUGGCAUGGUGGCUCGGUUUAUGAUGCAUGGUUUAGCUGUGCUUCUAAUCAGGUUGCACAAGUGUUACUGACAUUACCAUAUUCAUUUUCCCAACUGGGGAUGUUAUCUGGGAUUCUAUUUCAACUUUUUUAUGGGUUGAUGGGAAGCUGGACCGCUUACCUCAUCAGCAUCCUUUAUGUUGAGUACAGAACCAGAAAAGAAAGAGAAAAGGUUGAUUUCAGAAACCAUGUGAUUCAGUGGUUUGAAGUUCUUGAUGGACUCCUAGGCAAACACUGGAGAAACAUAGGUCUCUUUUUCAACUGCACUUUCCUAUUGUUUGGAUCAGUGAUUCAACUAAUUGCCUGCGCAAGUAACAUAUACUACAUAAACGACAACCUCGACAAGAGAACCUGGACUUACAUCUUUGGCGCCUGCUGCGCGACAACAGUGUUCAUCCCUUCUUUCCACAAUUAUAGAAUCUGGUCAUUCUUGGGCCUCAUCAUGACCAGUUACACCGCAUGGUAUCUCACAGCAGCCUCCCUUCUCCACGGACAGGUUGAGGGGGUGAAGCACUCGGGACCAGCCAAAUUAGUUCUCUACUUUACUGGGGCUACUAACAUUCUCUACACUUUUGGUGGACAUGCUGUCACAGUGGAAAUUAUGCAUGCGAUGUGGAAGCCUCAGAAGUUCAAGAUGAUAUAUCUAUUGGCAACAUUAUAUGUGUUGACUUUGACUUUACCAUCAGCAGCAGCUGUGUAUUGGGCAUUCGGGGACAUGCUCCUUACUCAUUCCAAUGCGCUCUCUUUGCUCCCAAGGACAGGCUUCAGGGAUGUUGCUGUCAUUCUCAUGCUUAUUCACCAGUUCAUAACUUUUGGAUUUGCCUGCACUCCUCUGUACUUCGUGUGGGAAAAACUCAUCGGAGUGCAUGAAACCAAGAGUUUGUUCAAGAGGGCGCUGGCUAGACUUCCUGUGGUGAUCCCAAUAUGGUUUCUUGCCAUCAUAUUCCCUUUCUUUGGGCCCAUUAACUCAACUGUUGGAUCUCUCUUGGUCAGCUUCACUGUUUACAUUAUUCCGGCCAUGGCACACAUGGUCACUUUUGCUUCUGCCCCGGCUAGAGAGAAUGCUGUGGAGAGACCACCGUCGAUUGUGGGAGGAUGGGUAGGAACGUACUCCGUGAACGUGUUUGUGGUGGUGUGGGUUCUGGUGGUAGGAUUUGGGUUGGGAGGAUGGGCGAGCAUGCUAAAUUUCAUACAACAGAUAAACACAUUUGGGCUGUUCGCCAAGUGCUAUCAGUGUCCUCCUCAUAAGGCAUAAUUACUAUAUUUUCACUCCUUGUGAUACUUACAGUGUGUAAAGAAGAGAUUGGCUUUUGUAACUUUUCCUCCUUUUAUUUAAUUUCCCCUCCUCCUUUGUUUUUUUGUUUUUUUUUUUUUUUCACUGUAAGAGGCCAUGGACUAGUGUUGAUUGUUUCGGCGCAAGGUGUGAUGGCAAUCACGGCCACCCCCUAUACGGACUUACAGUUAAAACUUUGCUGUGUGCUAAUUAAUCAUUUCUUGUUAUGCAACUACCUUGCAUUUUUCAGGA
Molecule: messenger RNA, 1668 nt
Organism: Neltuma alba
Lineage: Eukaryota; Viridiplantae; Streptophyta; Magnoliopsida; Fabales; Fabaceae
Product: auxin transporter-like protein 3
Exons: 8
Coding region: 1-1398 (465 amino acids)
Source: RefSeq, a predicted model, not a curated record